This is a messenger RNA of Ailuropoda melanoleuca (giant panda), 3146 nucleotides long. RefSeq names its product dual specificity phosphatase 3 (gene DUSP3). The transcript has 2 exons. Gene Ontology annotation, biological process: negative regulation of ERK1 and ERK2 cascade; protein dephosphorylation; negative regulation of JNK cascade. The record is from RefSeq and is a predicted model, not a curated record. Gene Ontology annotation, molecular function: protein tyrosine/serine/threonine phosphatase activity; MAP kinase phosphatase activity. The coding region runs from base 2429 to 2782 and encodes 117 amino acids. Gene Ontology annotation, cellular component: cytosol; cytoplasm. NCBI's taxonomy places the organism in Eukaryota, Metazoa, Chordata, Mammalia, Carnivora, Ursidae.
CCGGCCCCGCGUCCGGCUAGAAGCCGCCACCCGCUAGGGGCUCGGCUUUGGGCGGGGUCGGGCUACGGGGAUCACUUAACAGGUGGCCCUCUGUCACCCGGCCGGUCUCCAGCCCGCGCGUCAUGUGACAGCUGCCUGGUUCUGCAGUGAGGUCACCGCGGAAUGUCUGCCUUCGCUGCCAUGGCAACUGGCUGACGUCACAGAUCGGGCGUGGAACUUUCCCCGGCUGGGCAGGCCAGAUGAAGGAAUCGAAAUACUCCAAAUGAGGGAUCCGGAGAGCUGGGCUGAGGUUUCCUCGCUCCUUCUCCUGCCUUCCAGAUAGGGUUUGAUUUGCCAACGCCCUAAGCUUUAUGGGCCAGGGUCUGCGUGUUGGAAACCCAGAACUAACUCCUUUCCCUCCUUUUACCCAGGAGGAAAUGGUGGCCCAGAAUGGUUGAGGGACUGUGAGGACAGGGUCAAUGACUUGUUCAUGUCUGUAUUCCCUGUCCUGUACUAGAACCUGCUGCUUACCCUGCUGCGGGCUGCCACAAAAACGGGAGUCAUCGCGAGGCUAAAAGGGGCGCAUAAGGUCCCCGCCCAACCUUCUUGGGGGAGGGUCUCAUCCACUGCAUCCAUUCAUUCACCAUAUGGAGCACGCACUGUGUGUUGGGCACUUACGUGCGCAUUCAUAGUGAUGGUGAUGGUAACGGUAGAUUUGCUGAAUGUUGAAUUCGUAAUGGACAAGGAAGGUGAAUAGGAGCUCACCUUCAGAGUUACUUGUAAUCAACCCCUGUUUUGCAGCCAUGGGCAGCGUCGUGAGCAGGGACAGCUAAAACGGUCCCAGAGCCUCAGCCAGAGGGCUCAGGGAAUUGCAAAGUUCUGAGGCUAGUGUCCUGUCCAGACACCCGAGCAGCAAGUGGUCUUAUAGCACCCUCAGGGGACCCUCCUCUCUUGGACAGUUUGGCACAUUCAGGUGCCCCUACUUCCCGAGUGGAAGCUGAGGUUGUGAACGUCCGGUGGCUGCCAGCGUGGCCAGUUCUGAAGGCCACUGUAGAGAAACAUCCCCUGCCCAAUUAACGAAUCUGGCUUUGACUCGGCGGGGCGGGGGCACUCAUCAGAGAGCGCCUAUUGCUUCCUGCCCAUUGGGAGCCCCUGAACCAAAUCAGGGCUCACGCAGCAGAGAGGAGCCUACAGGAGCCUCAUCUUCUAGAACUCAGGAUAUGGUGCAGAGUGAGGGGGAGACAGAACAGGGCUGGCGUCAGGCCUCCUCCCGGCUUGGCCGCCAAGCCGUCUGUGGGAGCCCGCGGCACAUCCUUCCGCCGUCCUGUGGGGCCGGAGCUUAAGCCCAGGCCUUGCUUCCUCGCGGCUGCUGUGACUGGCAGACGAGGUUGUGUCGGAGAAGGCAUUUUGUAAAGUAUACACUGCUGUCUGAAUUGGGGUGUUGUUGGGAGAUGAAAUAAAGGAGCCCUUUGACUAUUCAGAUCAAAUGUUUUAUAACCCCCAGGGUUCUGUUGGCGCCACUCGGUCCCCAAGUGCUCACUCACCCAGGAGAGCUUCGGAGACGUGGCUAGCGCUCUGUGGCGGAAAGGGUGCCUCUGGGGGACUUGAGGGGCUGCUGUACUUUCUAAUCCAGGGAAGGAGGCUGCCUCGGAUGUGCUGAUCUCAUUCUUUUCCACUGAUUCACUACGUAGUCGUUCAGCACUUACUACGUGCCGGGUGCGGUCACAGGUGCCGGGCGGGCAGAGCGGGUUACUCUGUCGAGGAGCCCACAGCUUGCCCCUCAGAACGGAUAAGCGCCGUGAGGCGUUAGAAGAGCACGGACCACAGGGUCAGGCUCUGUCUGAGGACAGCUCAUUUAACACAGCCUCCCCAGGGGGCAUCAUCCCCCUUUGCCAGGGAAAAUGAGUCGCCAGGAGGUGAAGUGGCUUGCUCAAGGUCACCUGGCUGGUAAGUCUGAGGGUUGGAUUCAGACCCAGGCAGUCUGGCUGUAGAGCCCAUUUUGAGCCACGAGGCUGUCCCCCCGCCACAGGCUAGGGAGCAUGAUGCCAGAUGGGAUGGAGGGGAGAUCGGGACAUACUGCAGAGGGUGGUGAAAAAUGAGAUGGUGUGUGUCCAUGGAGAAGCUCGAGAAGGGCAUCCCAGAGAGAGGGAACAACACGGGCCUGAAACCGCCCCAGCUAUUUGGGGAAGCUGCUAGUAAUUAGAUAUCGCUGGAGGGAGGGAGGUGAGUCAAAGAUGAGGGGAAGCUGGCAGGGGCCGAGCGUGGAAGGUUCCUCGUUGUGCCAGGAGACUUAGAAUCUUCUCCAUCUUCCUCCCCCUUGGGGCUGCCAGUUGGUCAGUGAAUCAUCCCCUGCUGCUGUCUCCUGUCCAGGUCUGUGGCUCAAGACAUCCCCAAGCUGCAGAAACUAGGCAUCACUCAUGUGCUGAAUGCUGCUGAGGGCAGGUCCUUCAUGCACGUCAACACCAAUGCCAACUUCUACAAGGACUCCGGCAUCACCUACCUGGGCAUCAAGGCCAACGACACGCAGGAGUUCAACCUCAGCGCCUACUUUGAAAGGGCUGCAGACUUCAUUGACCAGGCCUUGGCUCAAAAGAACGGCCAGGUGCUCGUCCACUGCCGGGAAGGUUACAGCCGCUCCCCCACCCUAGUUAUCGCCUACCUCAUGAUGCGUCAGAAGAUGGAUGUCAAGUCUGCCCUGAGCAUCGUGAGGCAGAACCGUGAGAUCGGCCCCAACGAUGGUUUCCUGGCCCAACUCUGCCAGCUCAAUGACAAACUAGUCAAGGAGGGGAAGUUGAAACUCUAGGGCAGUCCCGCUGCCUCUUCUCUAGAGGCAGACAGGGGAGGCCCUGGUCGAGGGGUCCCAAGCCGCCAUGUUUAGGAAACACAGUGUACCCUGCUCCCAGCAUCACCAGGCACUUGCCCACAAGUCUGUCCCAACACAGCCCUGGGCCACUUUCCCCCUGGGGAGCAUAAAGAAGCUUGCUAAGGAAGGCAUUGUCGCUUCCUGGUGUGUCCUUGUGCCUGCAGUUUAUGAUGUCCUCUCCCCGAGGUGGGGGCGCAGAGGGGGACGGCCUGUGACAUGCAUGCUUCUCCUGGAUGACCCGAGGCAGGAGGUCUGAGGGAGUGUAAGGCUCGAGAUGCCCCCAGGGGCCCCUCCUGACCUCCCC